Molecule: messenger RNA, 987 nt
Organism: Cladophialophora carrionii CBS 160.54
Lineage: Eukaryota; Fungi; Ascomycota; Eurotiomycetes; Chaetothyriales; Herpotrichiellaceae
Exons: 3
Coding region: 1-987 (328 amino acids)
Molecular function (GO): methyltransferase activity
Source: RefSeq, a predicted model, not a curated record
AUGUCUUCAUCUCAGCCAGGAGCUCGCGGCGACGGACAGAUUCGUCCCGCAGAUGAAGUGGAGGUAGAUCACGGGUACGACACCGAGGACUCGGGCUUCGAGCAGGAUUCUGUCUUGACCCAGUCCGUGCGGUCGAGUAUCUAUCAGUACAAGGUCGAAAACGGGCGGACAUACCACGCGUACAAAGAGGGCCAGUACUUCAUGCCCAACGAUUCGGCCGAGCACGAACGACUCGAGUUGCAACACCGCGCAAUGUUCCUCGCUGCCGGUGGCCAGCUCUUCUACGCCCCCGUCGGCGAGCUUCAUCAUGUCUUGGAUCUCGGCACCGGCAUCGGGACAUGGGCCGUUGAAGUGGCCGACGCCCACCCCGAGGCCGUGGUCAUAGGUGUAGACUUGAGCCCAAUUCAGCCGUCGCUCGCUCCGCCAAACACCAAGUGGGAGAUUGACGAUGUCGAGGACGACUGGACAUGGCCGACAGACCACUUCGAUCUCAUCUACAGUCAAUUCAUGCUGAGCGGGAGUAUUGCCGAUUUUCCCAAGUACUUUCGCCAGGCUUUUAGACAUUGCAGGCCGGGCGGCUACUUUGAGCUGCGCGACCUGGCCACGUACUUGCGGAGCGACCACGUUCCAAUCAGAGAAGACAGCGCCGUCGACGAGUGGUGUCGUCUGAUGAGAGAGGGCAUCACCGGCAUGGGGCGCAGGCUUGAUCUGGAUUUCGAGCAGCUCGGUGAUUCGAUGCGAGAAGUCGGCUUCGUCGAGGUGGUUGUACGUCCGUUCAAGAUCCCCAUCGGUCGGUGGCCCUCCGAUCCAAAGUUGAAAGAAGCCGGACUGUUUCAGCUGUACGCCAUGUUGGAGGGCGUUGAGGCGCUGACAUUGGCCAUCUUCACCCGCUGCCUCAAUUGGGAGCCGGAACGUGUCCAGGUCUUCCUUGCUGAUGUACGCAAGGAGUUCAAAGCCACAAAACGCUAUACUUACUGGCCGUGGUAA